This is a messenger RNA of Verticillium nonalfalfae, 744 nucleotides long. RefSeq lists its product as uncharacterized. Lineage: Eukaryota; Fungi; Ascomycota; Sordariomycetes; Glomerellales; Plectosphaerellaceae. Gene Ontology annotation, molecular function: hydrolase activity. The coding region runs from base 1 to 744 and encodes 247 amino acids. The transcript is spliced from 3 exons. The record is from RefSeq and is a predicted model, not a curated record.
AUGCGUACGACCUUGACCUCCUGGGCUCUAGCCCUCGCCCUCCCCCAAACCCUGGCCCAACAAGCCUGUGCGCCGGUCAACAUCAUCGUCGCCCGCGGCUCGACAGAACAGCCCGGCGUCGGCCUCAUGGGCGCCAUUUCCUCAGCAGCUGCGCAGCAGAUCCCCGGCGCAGUCGUCACACCCCUCGACUACCCGGCCCAGCUGAACCCGUACCCGCCCUCCGUCGCCGCCGGCGUCGUCUCCAUGACGGACCUCCUGACGCAGCAGACCGCCGCCUGUCCGCAGACGAAGCUCGUCGUCAUGGGCUACUCGCAGGGCGCCCAUGUCGCGCUCGAUACGCUGUGCGGGUCGAGCCUCAGCGGCUUCACGCCUAGUGCGGCGCAGGCCUCCGCUGUUGGGGGGAGCAUUGCAGCGGUCAUUCUGGCCGGAGACCCGACUUUCGUGCCGGGCCUGCCCUCGAACCGCGGCACGAGUCAAGAGGCAGGUAUCUUCCAGACGCGCGACAUGACGCAGUGCGGCGACGUGCCGGCCAAGACGCUCUCGUUCUGCGACACGAACGACCGCUUCUGCGCCGGCGGCGACAGCAUCCCCGUCCAUCUGAGCUACUUCAGCAACGCGGCGUACGUGGCCGAGGCGGUGCAGUUUGUUGUUGCGAGUGCUGGGGCCGGGCCUUCGAAUUGCACGACGGGGGCUGCGGCGCGGAGGAGGUGGGCUCGGGAGUCGGCGAGGUUGCCGAGGGAUUGA